Messenger RNA from Erigeron canadensis, 1732 nucleotides. RefSeq names its product zinc finger protein ZAT9-like. Lineage: Eukaryota; Viridiplantae; Streptophyta; Magnoliopsida; Asterales; Asteraceae. The coding region runs from base 28 to 1506 and encodes 492 amino acids. The record is from RefSeq and is a predicted model, not a curated record. The transcript has a single exon.
UUGAUUUUGAUAACAAAAAAUUUCAAGAUGGAAGAAGAGCAUGAUGAAUUGAGAUAUGUGUGUAAGUUGUGUGAUAAAAGGUAUCCAAGUGGGAAAUCAUUAGGUGGACAUAUGAGGUCUCAUGUAAUUGCUGCUGCUGUUAAUUUAGCAGAAUCAGAUGAUAAAUUUGAGCAAGUUAAAAAGAUUUCAACUCUGAUUAUAAAUGGUAAUGAAAAUGCGAAUUCGAAUUCGUAUGGAUUAAGAGAGAAUCCUAAAAAGAGUUGGAGAGCAGUUGGUUCAUCAUCAUCAACUUUACCUUUCCCAAAUGAGAAAGUUUGUAAACAAUGUGGUAAAGGAUUUCAAUCUUUAAAAGCUUUAUGUGGUCAUAUGGCUUUUCAUUCUGACAAAGAUAGAAGUUUGAAGGAUUAUGAUCAUUCUUGGACUGUUACAAGUGACAAUCUGGAUAAUGAUCAAGAUAAGUUGUUGAUUGAAGACAGUCAUUCGGAUACCGAAGAAAACGAGCUUGGACAAGAUGAUAAUGAUGAUGAGGAGGAUGAUCCUGUUUGUGUUACAAGGUCCAAAACAAAAAGGUACAAGAAACUUGUGGUGAAACCAUCUUGUUAUUCUUUGAAUUAUGCUAAUUGUACUAGUAAUAAUAGUAAUUACAAUAAUGGGUCAUCUUCUGUUUCUGAAAUUGAUGAACUUGAACAAGAAGAACUAGCAAUUUGUUUGAUGAUGUUAUCUAAGGAUUCUACUAAUUGGGGUGGUGUUAAUUCUGUUGUGGAAUCCUCUGACAAUAAUUCAGUUGUAGAGACUAAAUUGUCUUCAAUGGAGUUAAAGAACUGUAGAAAGGAAUGGAAUAUGGCUAAGAAUGAGACUGAGAGUUACCCGUUUGAGAAUUCGAAUACUGAGUAUUGUAAGAAUGGAACCAAGAAAGUGGAAUCUGAUAUUUCAGUUGAGGAGCAACUUAGGAAUGGUGAUCAACAGAAGAAUGCAUCAAAAGAGGAUAAUGGUUUUGACUACAAAAACUUAACAUAUGCAGAAAAGCAAGAAAUUAGAAGGAAUUUGUUUAGGGAAUUUGGUUAUGAUGAGUUUUUAGAGAAGAGGAUUCGAGAUAGUGAUGAUUCGUAUUAUCCAGACAGGGAAGGACCAUAUAAGAAGAAAAACAAGUAUGAAUGUAUGAACUGCAACAAAGUUUUUAGCUCUUUUCAAGGGCUUGGAGGACAUAGGCCCUGCCACAAAAAGAACAAUGCUUUUGGUUCGGGUGGAAACAGUUCAGAUGUCGAAUAUGCCCGUAGUCAAAAGGCUAAGUAUGAAAAGAAAAUCAAGCCAAAAAAGAACAAAGGACAUGAAUGCCCAAUCUGUUUUAGGAUGUUUAAAUCAGGGCAAGCUUUAGGGGGUCACAAAAGGUCUCAUUUCCUCAAUGGCACUGCAGAUAGGAUGGAUUAUAUGGCACCAAUUGGAUAUGAGGAACCAGUAUAUAAUGAUAUGAUUGAUCUUAAUCUUCCAGCUCCAGAAGAGGACUAGGCUCAGAAAUCCUGCAGUUUGGGCUCGUUUUUGCUUGUUUACCAAAGGAUAUUGGUGAGGUGAGAGUUCAAUCUUUCAUCUUACUCUUUAGACUGUUUUUUUCGUUUAUAACUUUUGCACAUUUUCUCCAAUUCAUUCAAAAGAGCAUUUUAAGUUGAAUUCCCAGUUUUGUUUUAUAAGUUGUUUCAAGAUACUGUGAUGCUUCUUAUUCAUCCAACUCUUGAAU